Camelina sativa (false flax) is the source of this 906-nucleotide messenger RNA. NCBI's taxonomy places the organism in Eukaryota, Viridiplantae, Streptophyta, Magnoliopsida, Brassicales, Brassicaceae. The record is from RefSeq and is a predicted model, not a curated record.
CAGCGAUCUAAAUUUUUUUUGUUUUUCCCCAAAUUAAAAUUAGGACAAUCUGUUUCGAGAGAGUGGGAGAUGAGAUCUCCGUGGUCCUGACCUGAGGAAGAAGAUGAGAGAGAGACUCGCAAUCUCCUCUUCUCAUCGUCUUCUCUUCAGAUCUCCUCUCUCUUCUCUUCUCGUCGUCUUCCUCCGCCGCAGCUACCACCAAACCCACUCGAUUCAACCGAAACCUGUUCUGCUUCCACAUCUUCCACCAUUUCUUGUCACCUUAAUUCCAGAUCUGGCUGUCUCUACUACACACAAAUCCGUUUCUAUAGAAACCCAGAAGCAGCCAUGAUCAAGGAGCUCAAUUCUUACGUUGCACUAAAAAAAAAGGUAUAUGAGUACCCUUGGCAACAAGAAAGUUGAACUUUUUGAUAUGGGAGCUGGAGUUAGUGGCGAACCUACAGCUGAGGAAAAUGUUCAAGUGGCUUCAUCUAUGUCAAACCAGGAGCUUAUUGAUGUUGUAACGAAAAGAAUGGAUGAGACUGAUCAGGCCAUUGAGCGCUCAAAACAGGUUGUGGAACAAACACUCGAAGUUGGAACUCAAACCGCAGCUAAUUUAAAGGGACAGACGUAUCAAAUGGGACGCAUAGUUAACCGCUUGGACACCAUGCAAUUCUCUAUCAAGAAGGCAUCCCAGCUGGUGAAAGAGAUAGGGAGACAGGUGGCUACCGAUAAAUGCAUAAUGGCGUUCCUGUUUCUCAUUGUAUGCGGCGUUAUAGCCAUUAUCGUAGUGAAGACUCUUCAGAUUGUAUACCCGAAUAACAAAGACAUUAGGGACAUCCCAGAAUAGCUCCUCUUAAUCCGUUUUUUUUUUAGCUGGAGAUACAUUUGUGUAAUUUUUAUUUAUUUCUUUUAUUUUGUAUAUUU